Messenger RNA from Daphnia pulicaria, 3844 nucleotides. RefSeq names its product pre-mRNA-splicing factor ATP-dependent RNA helicase PRP16-like. The transcript is spliced from 18 exons. NCBI's taxonomy places the organism in Eukaryota, Metazoa, Arthropoda, Branchiopoda, Diplostraca, Daphniidae. The record is from RefSeq and is a predicted model, not a curated record. Gene Ontology annotation, biological process: mRNA splicing, via spliceosome. Gene Ontology annotation, molecular function: ATP hydrolysis activity; ATP binding; RNA binding. The coding region runs from base 89 to 3781 and encodes 1230 amino acids. Gene Ontology annotation, cellular component: intracellular anatomical structure; spliceosomal complex.
UAGACGACAGAGUUCGUUUUGAAACCACUAGCUGCAUUUGUUAAUCAAACUUUUUUUUCUCGCCAUUGCUUCUUUUUAAGAAGCAGAAAUGGCAGAUCUUGACAACAUUGAAGUGCUGGAAGGUUCAGCCCCGACAUCGGGUGGAAUUGUAGUUCGAAAGAAAAAAAAUAACGACAAAAUCGAAGAAGAAGGACCCAAAGUAUCAUUGCUGGGACUGGACAAGCUUGCUGAACAAAAACGUAGAUUGAAAGAGGCAUUACUUCAGGAUUUGAAAGACGAAGCUGACCAGAGAAAACUUGAUGAAGGAUUUCAGAAGCCCCAUGUCAAGGUCGACAAGAAAACCUUGCGGACGUCAGAUGAAACCCCCACAUACACUGGAGGUGUUUCCGAUGAAGCUAGAAACAGACUGCAGCACAGACAAGAUCGUGACAAGCAGAGGAAGUUUCACGUCUCUUCUAAAGUAAAGAAUGAUAGACACAGGGAUGAAAGUCCCAAGUUCAAACGUCCUGGCGAGAGAAGAGACGAUCGCAGUAUUCGAGAAGAUAGCAAACGUUCAAGACGUUCAGAUAAUGGUUGGGAAACGCCGAAAUUCCGGGACGAGCCUUCAACCCCCAAAAUCCACGUAAAAGACUCCCCGUCGCGUUCCAGCUGGGACGAUGAUGAUCUUGCGGCAUCAAAAGGCUGGGAAAAAGAUCAGGCCGAGAGACGAGAACGUCGCAUUCAGGCCAGCGGUGGCUCAUCAGAGCGCCGUGACAGAAGAGGAGGAUCUGAUUGGUCAGAAAGAGGAGAUCGUCGUUCGUCCGACAGGUCAGAAAGAGGAGAUCGUCGCGAUUCUGAUUGGUCCGAAAGGGGAGACAGACGAAGCAAUGACAGAUCUGAACGAAGAGGUUCGAACAUGUCGGAACGCAGUGAACGGAUUGCCUAUUCUCAUUACAAGAGUGCUAGGAGUCAACGAUACAAUACGCCCAGAGAUUCUGGCAUCGGAAGUUCAGUUGCAACUGAUCGAGUGGGUUCACCCGAGGUGGAAUUGGACGCAGAAGAAUGGGAGGCUGAGCAGAAACGUCUUGACCGUGAGUGGUACGGCCUGGACGACGGUUACGAUGCCGAAGCCAGUCAAGCGUUUGGUGGAGUCAGUGAAGAGUACGCCCAGCGCAAAGAAGAGCAACUGGAACAGAAGAAGCGCAAACGUGUGUCUGCCAAGCAGAAACAAAUUCAGAAAGACAACGAACUGUGGGAACGUAACCGGAUGUUGACCAGUGGUGUCGUCACCACCAUCGACGUCGACGAGGACUACGAAGAAGAAGCCGAAGCUCGGGUCCAUCUUCUCGUCCACAACAUUGUUCCGCCUUUCCUUGACGGACGCUACGUUUUCACCAAACAACCAGAAGCCGUCGUCCCCGUCAGAGAUCCCACAUCCGAUUUGGCGAUGGCAGCCCGUAAAGGCUCGGCUUUAGUCCGAGUUUAUCGAGAGCAAAAGGAACGAAAGAAAGCGCAGAAGAAGCAUUGGGAAUUGGCCGGUACCAAGAUCGGUAACAUCAUGGGUGUAGAAGCACGUCCUGAAGAGGAUGCAGGUGCAGUGGAUGAGACUACGGGAGAGACGGAUUACAAAACGAGCCAGCGAUUUGCGGAACACAUGAAAGACUCUGACAACGCAUCCAGCGAUUUCGCCAAGAAGAAAACUCUUCAGCAGCAACGACAAUAUCUUCCCAGUUUCGCCGUUCGUCAGCAAUUGUUGACGAUCAUCCGCGAGAAUCCAGUUGUCAUUAUCGUCGGUGAGACUGGCAGUGGUAAAACGACACAGUUGACGCAGUACCUGCACGAAGCUGGCUACAGCAAGUACGGAAUGAUUGGGUGCACUCAGCCUAGGCGUGUUGCAGCCAUGAGUGUGGCCAAACGUGUGUCUGAGGAAAUGGGUUGCAAUUUAGGUGACGAAGUGGGUUACUCGAUCCGUUUUGAGGAUUGCACCAGCGAAAAAACGAUCAUCAAGUACAUGACGGACGGUAUUUUACUUCGCGAAUCUCUUCGUGAACCCGACCUGGACAAUUACAGUGUCGUCAUCAUGGACGAAGCCCACGAACGUUCACUCAACACGGACGUUCUUUUUGGUCUUUUGAGAGAUGUGGUUGGUCGUCGACAAGAUUUGAAGCUGAUCGUUACGUCAGCUACGAUGGACUCGACCAAAUUUGCCGAUUUCUUCGGCAAUGUUCCCGUUUUCAUCAUUCCCGGUCGAACUUUCCCGGUGGAUCUCAUGUUCAGUAAGAACCCGUGCGAGGACUACGUGGACUCUGCUGUCAAACAGGCCCUUCAGGUCCACCUACAACCCACUCAAGGAGACAUUUUGAUCUUCAUGCCCGGCCAGGAAGACAUUGAAGUCACUUGCGAGGUGAUACAAGAGCGACUGGAACAAGUUGACAACGCUCCGCCGUUAUUAGUGCUGCCCAUCUACUCUCAACUUCCGUCCGAACUGCAAGCCAAGAUUUUCCAAAAGUCCGCCGAUGGGAUACGAAAGUGCGUGGUGGCCACCAACAUCGCCGAGACGUCGCUGACAGUCGACGGCAUCAUGUUCGUCAUUGACGCUGGAUUCUGUAAACUCAAAGUGUACAAUCCGCGCAUUGGUAUGGACGCCCUUCAGAUUUACCCCAUCAGUCAAGCCAACGCCAACCAGCGGGCAGGUCGAGCCGGACGUACCGGCCCUGGCCAAUGUUUCCGUCUCUACACGGAACGGCAGUACAAGGAUGAAAUGCUCGUCACAACAUUGCCAGAAAUCCAGCGAACAAAUUUGGCCAAUGUCGUCCUCCUUCUCAAAUCCUUGAGUGUUCAGGAUCUCCUGCAGUUUCACUUUAUGGAUCCACCUCCCCAGGAAAACAUGUUGAAUUCUAUGUUCCAGCUGUGGACUCUGGGCGCUCUAGAAAACACUGGGGCUUUAACGCCACUAGGCCGGCAGAUGGUCGAGUUCCCAUUGGAUCCCGCUCUCUCGAAAAUGUUGAUCGCAUCGGUCGAAAUGAAAUGCAGUGCCGAUUGCCUCAUCAUCGUGUCUAUGCUCUCUGUGCCGGCCAUUUUCUUUCGACCCAAAGGCCGCGAAGAAGACUCUGACGCUGCAAGAGAAAAGUUUCAAGUACCUGAAUCGGACCAUUUGACCCUUUUACACGUUUACAAUCAAUGGAAAAUUAGCAAUUAUUCGUCGACAUGGUGCCAGAAACAUUUCAUCCACCACAAAGCCAUGCGGAAAGUGCGCGAGGUACGCCAACAGUUGAAAGACAUUAUGGACCAACUCAAGUUGCCCAUUAUCUCGUCCGGCCAAGACUGGGACGUGAUUCGCAAAUGCAUCUGCUCUGCUUAUUUCCACCAAGCAGCGCGAUUGAAAGGUAUCGGCGAGUACGUGCAUUGCCGUACUGGUAUGCCUUGCCAUUUACAUCCUACAUCCGCCCUGUUUGGUAUGGGCUACACGCCGGAUUACGUGGUCUACCAUGAACUGAUCAUGACUUCCAAGGAAUACAUGCAAUGCGUGACGGCCGUUGAAGCCACUUGGUUGGCUGAGAUGGGUCCCAUGUUCUACUCGGUCAAGCAGGCUGGCGCAGGUAGGAGUCAAAAGCGACGACAAGCUCAGGAGACCAUGUCGACGAUGGAGGAGGAGAUGAAACGAGCUCAAGAACAGAUGAUUGCCGAGAAAGAAGAGCAGCUCAAGAAAGAAGAAUCCGUUCGCAAAAAAUCGGAGAUUAUUACACCUGGACGAGCACCGGAGGGUACACCACGCCGGACACCCGGACGAUUUGGACUUUAACAGAAAUCAAUCAUUUUUCUUUCUUAUUUUUAAAAGUUUUUGAGUUGUCAUCUUAAUGCGAAA